UUCAAAGGAAGGACUGUGGUUGGAACAAUUUCUUACACUGUAAUUCUGGAUUGCCUAAAAGCCUUCGAGAAAAAAGAUGUCUGAGUUAUUUUCUAACCAAAUAACUCCUGCUGUGGAAUUAUCUCUACUGAAUACACUGCCCAGAUCAAAAGAUUUGACUCAUUUGUGUGAUGAUCUGAAAAAACUGGUAACAUUGUUUAAAGAAGGAAGCUUUGAAGAAAUUUUGAAGCUUAGUCCAAUCAAUAUUUUUGAAACUGGUGUACAACAAUCUUCCAUCAAGCAAGAAGUUCAAAAUUUUCUUGACAACAAUUCAAAUGAUGAGAGCAGUUGUUUUCAGGUGUUUUGUAUUGGACUUUCCGCCUUGCAUCGCUUUAUCCAGAGCAACUGGCUUGGUUUCAAUCAGUUUGGUAUGCCAGUAGAUAGUGGGUCAGAUGAUGUGUCAAAACAAGGUCUCAUUCUUGAUGCCGAAAGCCUCCUCCCAACUACGAAAGACCUACAACUGCUGCUUGUUGCCAAAACAAUCUUAUAUGACUUAAAGGAGCGGUUCACCCACUUUAAGUUCUUUGGUUGGUGGCUUAUUAGGUAUAUAUUUGUUCACCAACGAGUCCUAGAAGAAUCAUCCCAAUUACUUCAUUCAGCUUUUCUAGAUAUUGUUAGUGAAAUUGAUAAACUUGAAAAGCAUGUUGAAGCUGACCUGCAUUUUAGCUCCUUGCUGCACCUAGAAGUGGGCUACACACAUUUAUUGUAUGGUGAGGUGCAGAAAACCAAGAUUCACUUUGAAAAAGCGUAUCACAUUGUUAACUUCAGAUGUGAAUGGACAGGGGCGAUGGGAAAGAGGACUCAGCAUCAACAAAUCGCGCUGCCUCAACUCACGAUUAAAGUUCAUUGUGACAUUGAUGAUGCGCUGGUAGAUAAAGAACGAGAAAUUGCUAGUGAUCUACCGAAAGAUAUCAAAUUGGAUGAUGAUACCCGUUUAAACCAAAUUGCCUUUAUUAAUAAAGAUGACAAUAUUCUUCCUGAUUUGCCUCCUCUGUACCAGGCUCUUUUGAUUGCUCAUGCAACAGAAAAAGAAAAAUUUUGUCCUAAAGACGAACUGCUUUGGGAGGAACUGUCACCGCUACUGAACUGCAUUUUAAGCCACCCGAAAAUCUGGAGUUUUCAUGUCAGCUCUUUGACGAUGCGGUCAAAAUUGGAUGCGACGCAUCGCCGCUCGGUCGAACGCGCUUUGUCGCAGUUGCAAGAACUAGCCGAUUCUCUAUCAAAAGAUAGCCAAUAUGCAAACCGUCGAAUUGAGUACUUUUAUGUUUCGCGGAUGCCACUUGAAUUUGAACUCCAGAGUGUACUGGCUGAAGUGCUCCAAAGUCUUGGGGCUGUCAGUAGUGCAUUGGACAUAUAUAUUCGAUUACAUAAAUGGGAGGGUGUAAUUACUUGUUACCAACAACUGGACAAGAAGCACAGGGCUGAAGAAAUAGUGCGGCAAGAAUUAGCGAAAGGCGAAACACCCAAACUAUGGUGCCUACUUGGCAAUUGUACCGAUGAUGUCUCUUGUUACGAGAAAGCCUGGGAGUUAUCCCAGCAUAAAAGUGCUCGUGCUCAGCGAGAUUGGGCCUACUACUUUUAUAACAAAAAACAGCUUCGGGAAUCUAUUCCGCACUUUCAAGAAUCCCUUAAACUCAACUCAUUGCAAGAAAGUGUUUGGAUACGCCUAGCCUUCUCCGCAAUGGAAAUUGAGGACUGGGAAAUUGCGGCUUCUGCGUACCGUCGCUAUUGUAUGCUAAACUCAGAGUCUUUUGAGGCGUGGAAUAAUGUGGCAAAAUGCUACACCAAACUAGGACAGAAAACCCGAGCUUGGAAAGCUCUGCAAGAAGCCGUAAAAUGUAAUUACGAUAACUGGAAAAUUUGGGACAACCUGAUGGUAGUCUCCAUUGACUGCUGUGAAUAUGAAGAGGCCAUCCGUUCAUACAACCGCAUCCUUGAUCUGAAAGAAAAACAUGUAGAUGUACAGGUGUUAAAAAUUCUACUACAAGCCGUAUUGGAAAACAAAGAAGACAACUACGGCCAAACGGUUGGACGGCUUGCUCCAGCGGUGCAAAAACUGCUUGGUCGAUUCACGUCGCAAGUGACAAACAAUGCACAAGUUUGGGAAAUAUACGCCGAUCUUGUAGCUGAUAAUGCUGAUACGGACAUAACGACUAUGUUUCGGGUUGCCCAGCUAAUGCAGAAGUCCUAUCGGAGUGCCAUUCAGGAAAAAAAUUGGGAAAAGGAUAUAAUGUCGUGUACGUUAACUCUAAGUUUAUGUAGAAAGUAUGUUGAUAGAUGUCUAAAUUUGUUAAGGAAAGAUUUGUCUAAAGAAAACCUUCAGCUUGCUAGUUCAGCAAAACUCAGUUUAAGGUCUGCAAUAAGCCAGGUUAAGCUUUGCUAUGUGUUUGACAUCCCAAAGGGGAUACAAGAGGCACUUGAUGUCCUUGAAGAACUUAACAAAGAUUUACAGGAUAAAUUAUCUAAUGUCUAAGCUAAUAACAAUUCAUGUUGCAAAAAGGUUGACUUUGCAUGUGAAUAAAUUCCAAUAAACAUUUUUAUACAA
Daphnia carinata is the source of this 2584-nucleotide messenger RNA. Its product is annotated as tetratricopeptide repeat protein 27-like. Lineage: Eukaryota; Metazoa; Arthropoda; Branchiopoda; Diplostraca; Daphniidae. The record is from RefSeq and is a predicted model, not a curated record. Gene Ontology annotation, molecular function: protein binding. The transcript has 11 exons. Bases 77 to 2512 code for a protein of 811 amino acids.